Molecule: messenger RNA, 999 nt
Organism: Hydatigera taeniaeformis
Lineage: Eukaryota; Metazoa; Platyhelminthes; Cestoda; Cyclophyllidea; Taeniidae
Source: the annotation of a GenBank genome assembly
AUGCGGAUUGGUUUAUUUGUGCGCCUUGCUCAUUGGCUGAACCUCGGCGUUGCUGCUACCACCACAUGUCCCGGAUUGGUGGCUUCUAUCCCAUUCGCCCUUGCCUCGCCAACAUGGCCCAUUCUGCAGACCAUGUCACUCGUGUCUGUGUCCAGCGUGUUGGAUGAGAGUUUCGAUAUUGUCAUAUUUAUCAAUGAUGCCAUAAAUGAACUCGGGGGCAGCUUCGCGUCAAUCGAAAAUGCCCUUACCGAUUAUGAGAGGGUAUUCUCGCCAACGGGGAAGCUAGAUGGCGACGUCGAUGACAGCAGGAACAUCUACGAUGCGGCAGUUGCAGGUGUGAAGAAAGCCGUCGCAAUCGGUUGCAAACAGCCCCUUCUGGUACUGGGUCCCAUCGCUUCCGCACCCGAAGAUGCUGCCUGGACUGAGGGCGAAUUUCCCCUGUUGAAUGCCGUCCUCGGAGCACUUCAUGCUCUUUACCAGCCCCUGGAGAUUCGUGAGGCUUUUCCUCACAAACAGACUAAGUACACGAGACUGGGCGUCUUUGGAGCCUCUGAGAGCCUGUUAAAGGUUGCCUCGGCUAUCGAAGAGGGUCGACGGGUCGCUCGCGACAUCGGUGGCUCCGAUCCUGAGCGGAUGGCGGCUCCGCGCAUUGCAGAUUACCUGCAAGAGGAAUUCCACAACUGUCCCAAUGUUGCCAUCAGUAUAACCGAGGUCGAUCCUCACGCCUAUCCCCUAAUGGCUGCUGUCGAUAGGGCGACGUCUGCCUCAUCUACACCGGACGUUAGGAGGCCCUCUGCCUACAAAAAUUUACGUUUUGUUCAACCGCGCGGGACCUUUGAUUCUGACAGUGCGUGUCGGCACUUCUUAUGCUGCUGUCGUCCCCUCCCCUCUCCCUCCCCCGAUUUCCCAAUUUGGCCAGAGGAUGAGUCUCAUCCAACAGCGAAGUUGUCCUAUUCGCUCCGUGGCAAGUGGUCUCGGGGCCUUACCGAUUGGCAGUGA